AUGAAGCAGUUGAGGUACCUUGACUUGUCACACUCUUUCGGUUUUGCAAUUGUUCCUCAUGAAUGGGGAAAUCUCACCGAGUUGGAAGUCCUCAAUCUCCACGGUUCUUAUGACGGGGAUGUUGUUGAUGACUUUCAGUGGCUUUCACAUCUUCAGGCAUUAAAGUACCUUGACAUGAGUGGAAUACAUGUUAAAAAAUCUGGAGACCUCAUGCAGGUGAUCAGUGCACUCCCAUCUUUAUCCCAUUUGAGCCUAUCAGAUUGUGGGCUUUAUAACUCUCACCUGUCUUUUGAUUGCUUGGCGAAUUCUACUGCUCUUCAUCUUGAGUACCUCGAUCUUUCAAUGAAUUUAUUGGGGGGCCCCAUCCCAAGCAUUCCAUUUCAAAAUAUGACUUAUCUUGAGCACCUCGAUCUUUCAGGGAAUUUGUUGGGGGGCGCCAUCCCAAGAAUUCCGACUUCUCUUGAGUACCUUGAUCUUUCAGAGAAUUUGUUGGGGGGCCCCAUCCCAAGCAUUCCAUUUCAAAACAUGACUUCUCUCCGGCACCUUCAUCUUUCACCAAACUAUUUCAACUCUUCAGUACCAAGGUGGUUCAAUAACUUGAGAAAUCUUGUCGAUCUCAAUCUUGCAUACAAUUCGUUGCAAAGCAUUGAAGGAGGGUUGUUCUCCUUCUUAAGGGAACACCCGUUCCUUGAGUCACUAUAUUUGAAUUAUAACGAACUUCAUGAGGAAAUAUCUUCAGUGGAGGGAAGUUCUUCGGGGCUUAUCGGGAAAAACUUCAAGCGGCUGGUGAUAAGCAAUAAUUUUCUUCAGGGGGCUUUGCCAAAUUGGCUGUUUCACUUGAAAAACUUGACGGUACUUGACCUAUCAUAUAAUCAAUUACAUGGAACCAUACCAUCACCAGGACCAAUUCCGCAAGAUAUUGGCCUAGCAAUGCCUCAGUUGAGCACCUUGAAUCUGAAUGACAAUCUCUUAAGUGGUCCAAUACCCACCUCUUUAUGCGAGAUGGAAUUUAUAGAAGUGUUGCACCUUGGAAGGAACAAAUUAGUUGGCGAGGUUCCUGCAUGUUGGAAGGAGCCACCUCUGACACUCCUUGAUUUGUCAUCCAACAAGUUGUUUGGAAUCAUACCAAGUUCUUUGGGAAAUCUAUUUGCGCUUAGGUCACUACACUUGAACAACAACAGUCUUCAUGGAGAAAUUCCUGUGACUAUAAACUUUUGCAGGAACUUGCAGAUUUUGGAUCUUGGCGAGAAUAAAAUCUCUGGUAGUGUUCCACAUUGGAUUGGACCACGUUUUCCAUCACUACAGAUUCUUAGACUGCGAGAAAACAUGUUCAAUGGAAGCAUUCCUUCACAACUAUGCUUACUCUCUGCGUUGCAAAUAUUGGACAUGGCAGUCAACGAUCUGACAGGAACGAUUCCAAAUUGUCUUGGCCAUAUGAAAGGUAUGAAACUGAACAAAAGCAUAGAUGAAGGCAACUCACUCUCUCCUACUUAUGCGGCUGCACCUCCCAUGCUUGGGCCAACAGCGUUCAACACUAUAAUGGGCAUCGCUCCAACAGCAACAGAUUGGACUCAAGAGCAUGUGGAGCAAGUUGUGAAGGGGAUGGAUCUUGACUACACGACACUUGAUCUACAGCUUAUGGUGAAUUUAGAUCUCUCGAGCAACAAAUUGGUUGGGCAUAUUCCAAGAGAGCUUACCUUGCUCUCCGGAUUGCGAGGCUUGAACUUAUCGCGCAACUUUCUUUCUGGAGGCAUCCCGACUAUGAUUGGAGACAUGAGAUCGCUCGAGUCACUUGACCUUUCAAUUAAUCACCUUUCGGGAACAAUCCCACAAAGCUUUUCUGCAUUCAUAUCACUGAGCAAACUAAACUUGUCACACAACAACUUCAUGGGGCCAGUUCCGAAAGGAAAUCAAAUCCAGACACUUGAUGAUCCUUCCAUUUAUGCCAGCAAUCCUCUACUUUGUGGUGAUCCUCUACAAAAGAAAUGCCCUCAAGCGAGGGGCCCUCAAGCAGCCCCUCAAGUGCCGGAAGAAGUUGCCAAUGAAGAAGGUAAGCUUGAAAAGGUAAUGUUCUACAUAGUAAUAAUGCUCGGGUUUGCGAAUGGGUUUUGGGGAGUUGUUGGCAGUUUGGUGUACAACAAGAACUGGAGACGGGUGUACUUCAACUUUGCGGAUCGUAAAGCAGACAUGGUGUACGUGAUUGUUGCAGUGAAGGUGGCCGAGUUGAGGAGGAGAUUGAGAAGAGUGUAA
This is a messenger RNA of Eucalyptus grandis, 2250 nucleotides long. RefSeq names its product receptor-like protein EIX1. The record is from RefSeq and is a predicted model, not a curated record. Bases 1 to 2250 code for a protein of 749 amino acids. The transcript is spliced from 2 exons. NCBI's taxonomy places the organism in Eukaryota, Viridiplantae, Streptophyta, Magnoliopsida, Myrtales, Myrtaceae. Gene Ontology annotation, molecular function: protein binding.